CCGACUCGAAUGACCAAGGCGACUCACCGUUUUCCAGGUGACUCACGUUCCCGCGGCACCCCCGGCGGCCGCAGCGGCAGAAACGGCCACCUCCGCAAUUCGGAGUCGCGCGUCUGUCAGAAGGAGGCAGGCCCUUGGAAGCACGCCCACUGCCAUGUUCUUUGGUGUCCUAGCAACCAGAAACUCUCAUCUGAGCUCUGUGACCAGCACAGAGGCCAUAUUCUCCCGACUGCUGUGCCUUGCAGCCUCUCUGGGUCUCUGAGCACCUGUUCAUGCAGCUUGUGGGUGCACUGAAAGCCACCACUUGAGCCCAGGGACACCCAGAACCCCAGCCCAGCCGAUGCCCUGGCAAAAUGAGCUUCUCGCUCACCUUCUCCGAGCUGGUCAGCGUCGCCAUCCCGCAGUGUGGCGUGUUAAACUUCAAGGCCUUGCAUCUCCUGUUGCAUGGCAUCCUGGAGCACAUCCACAUGGCGGAGCUCAAGAAGGUCCUCUCGGGGGACGAGGACUUCCUCCAGUCCUCGCAGACCAUGUUCAUGCCGCGGGAGGGAGAUGCCCAACCCAUCCCCAACCCCAUGAAGAGGCUGAACAACGUCUUUGACCACGUGGUGAGCCGCAUCGACAAGAUGGAGAGCCAGCUGGCUGCGCUGCAGGAACUGCCCUCCACCUCCGAGCUGCUGCAGGGUAGCCAGGGGACCAGCCGGCCCGCCCAGGAACUGUGGCAGCUGAUAAAGCUCCGGAAGGUGGUGGAGGGCAACGAAGAAGCCAUGGAAAAGUCUAUGAAGACCCUGCAGGAUUUGCUCACCGACGUUCAUGCACUCAAAGUCAGCGUUGAAACCCUCAGGAAGGAUGUGGACAUUCUGAAGAAAAUGUUUGAGAAGAUACACCUGGAAAAAACAGGCACUUUCUUUGAAGAUGUGAAAAGGCACAACCGGAAGCUGAUGAGCUGCAACAGGAAGUGCUUGUUCUCCAGAAAAAGAUUCUCACCUUCCCCAGAGCUGAGGACCUGGAACUCUGGAGAAGCCUCCACAAGGCCACGUCCAUCCCACCCAGCCCCCUUUUCUGCAGGGAACUUUUCCACGGGGAGCUUUUCACUACAGUUGAAGGAAUCUGAGCACUUUGAAGAGCACCUCCCAGAGACUGACCUUCCCCAGACUACCAAGGACCUUGAAAGUGUUGGCCCGGUCUCAGACGCUGCCCAGUUCCUCAAGCCCUUGGAUGUUGUCUGGCAUUACCAUGUUCCAGAGCAACUGCAGCAGGAGGAGUCUGCCCAGGCAGUUCCACUCACAGGGGCACAGGAGCUGGGCCAGCCUCAGGUGCUCAAGCCUGGGCCAGCACCCAAGGUGGAGCCUGAGCCUGGACCUCGACCUGGUUCCCUGCCACAGCCAAAGCCUAAGCCCAUGCCUGCACUGGGGCCCAGGCUGGGACCCACUCUGACACCUGGGCUGACGCCAGCAUCUGGGCCCAUGUUCCAACCUGGGCCUGCCCCUAUACCUGGGCCUGACCUUGGGCCUGCUUCCGGACCUGGACCUGACCUUGGGCCUGCCCCCGGACCUGGACCUGACCUUGGGCCUGCCCCCGGACCUGGGACUGACCUUGGGCCUGCCCCCGGACCUGGACCUGACCUUGGGCCUGCCCCCGGACCUGGGACUGACCUUAGGCCUGCCCCCGGACCUGGACCUGACCUUGGGCCUGCCCCCGGACCUGGACCUGACCUUGGGCCUGCCCCCGGACCUGGGACUGAUCUUGGGCCUGCCCCCGGACCUGGGACUGACCUUGGGCCUGCCCCCAGACCUGGGACUGACCUUGGGCCUGCCCCUGGACCUGGACCUGUGUACGGAGCUGGGGCUGACCCAGGCCCUCUGCCCAUACCACCAGGAGUCUGGCCUCUGCCACCAGGAGGCUGGCCUCCUCCCAGAGGCUGGCCCACACCUAGCACUAGGCCUUUCUUGGGCUUAGACUACUUCGCGUGGCCCAGGCCAACUGGGCCCCCUGCCUGCUCAGCUCCAGGGCGUCAGAGACACACAGCCGGCCACAGAGCUCGACUCGGCCUGGCUUCAUCCAAUGCGGUCAUGGUCUCGCCAGGAAGAGAUGCACCAAAUGGGGAAGAUUAUUUACGGAAUAUGAAAAUCCUUCAGGACAGAGCCCCCAGGACUGAGGCCCCCAGUGAAGCCCCCGUUAAGCCCCAUUCUGCCCUUUCGCGGAUGAAAACCACUGCUGCCAUUACAGGCGCUGCCACUGCCGCCUAUGUAUCUGCCACAACCUCAGCAGCCCGGGCAGCCGAGAUUGCCGCCAGGGCUGUCAAGGACGCGCCUGCCACCAAAUUGGCUACCUUAGCAACAAACGUGGCUGCAUCCGGCCCUUUAGGGGUCUCUGCAGACAUUGUGGGUGCAGGUUUUUUCCGUGGGGCCACAGCCCCCAUGGCCUUCACUGAUGACACCGAGAAGGAAGACUUAUCACAGGAGAUAGACUUUUCGUCGCAUGCCUCUGAUAUGGCCCUGUCCAAGGCCAUGCUGGCCGCCAAACAGGCUAUGACCCCUGCAGACAAGAAGAAGGCGGGCAAGUAUACCAUGAGCCACCUAGCCCAGAUGCCCAUUAAGCACGACUCCCUGAAAGAAGAGUUUGCCCAGCUGUCAAACAACCUGCAACAGCACUUGACUUAUCUAGUUAAUAUGGGAAUUACUUCCAAGCUUGGGACAACAGUGGGCACAUUGCAAGAAAAGAUUGUCAGCCUCCAGAAAUCCAGGAUGCAGGAGGAGGAACUCCAGAGAAUUUGGGGCCACCAAAUAGCGAUGAUGAAGGAUCAUCAGGUCGUGCUGGACAGGGCAGUGGAAAAGGUCCACAUUCGCCUGGACGAGUUAAAGAUUCUCCAGGCUCAAAUAAAAGACCUAGAAAUGCAAAAAGUGGACAAAAGUGUGAUGGACCAGGAGUUAAAAAAGAAAGCCGACAAGAGCUUUGUGGCAGGCAAGGCAAGCCGGGUUGACCUGGAGACGGUGGCAAUGGAGCUGAACGAGAUGAUUCAGAGCGUACUAGUCAGGGUCCUGUCCCAUGAAAACGACUUGAAGAAGGUUAUGGAGCAGCUCAGCAGGCACCUGGGCACCAAGCUGAUCCACAGGGAUUUGAACAAUCUAAAGGCAGACAUAGAUGAGGUCUAUCAAAUCGUCAUGAAGCUGCUGAUCAGAGGUCUCCGGUUUGACCCCGACAGCGCUGCUGGCUUUAGGAAGAAACUGUUUGAGCGGGUGAAAUGCAUUUCCUGUGACCGGCCUGUGGAGAUGAUGACUGGCCCGCAUCUCGUCACCAUCCGCAAAGCACACCUUCUGUCUCGGCUGCGGCCUGCCAGUGCCAACAGCUACGAGUACCUGCAGCGACCACAAAUGAGGGAACAGCACAUGCUACAGCAGCUCCAGGACCGUGGAGACCAGAAGGACUGGGGCGACGGCCCUGGGAAUGACACCAACCGCAAGUUCCAGUCAAAUAACUUGUCGACCCUCUACCCCUACGGGGACCCUGAGACGUUAGACUAUGACACUACCGAGGUGGACAUCCUGGGAGUGGAUGGGAUCCUGUACAAAGGCCGAAUGACCGACCAGGGCGGUGUGCAGCCACCAACCAGCAUGGAGAAGGAGCUGGCUGCUGUGAAGAGUACGCGUCCCCCGACUCGAAACCUGUAUGAGCGUUUUGGUGCCAUCUACCCCUCCCUGCGCCCUCAUGCCAGCGUCCGCUCGGCCACUUUGGGCCCCCACCCAACGGCACCAACUCAGCCUCCGUCUCUGCCUCCCCUGCCACUGCUGCCACCGCUGCUGCCACCCCUGCGGGACCCCAAGCAGGCCCCAGGGUCCACCAAGCACCCAAGGCCUCAGCACCUCGAGUCCCUCGAGUCCAGAGCCAGCACGCAGCCCACCUAGGAGCCCACCAGCCCGUGAGCCCUGCCCCCAUCGUCCCCUCCACUCCCCCACUGGCCAAGACCAGGCCCUGAGCCCGGCCUGGGGAAGGUGCAGGGGCCCUGGACAUAGGGGCAGGUCUCCGCCAGGGACUCUUUUUGAUCCAGUGACUGUUUUCAAUCCUUCUUAUCCUACAUUUCAUGGAGAACACAGCUUUCUAGGUUAAAUUUUCCACUAAGCCAAUUUAAUUCCUUGACCAAUUUUCAAUACAACACAGUUAAAGCUGUUUUCAAAACAAUCACUUCCUUUUUAUCUUGCUGAAGUGAUUUCAUCAGAACCCGUUCCAGUUCCAGCUCUUGCCGAUGUCCAUUUUCUUUGGAGGCCAUUAUUUCUACCAGGAUGAAUUUUCUCAUGGGAACCUAAUAUUGUUUUUAAUUUUACAUUUGUUACAAGUUUGUGUUGAUAAUUUCCACCAGCAAUUACUGUUAUGAAUUGGAUAUUUAAAGAAGCUGAUUGUUUAUAUUUACUUCUGGCUAAUCCCUGAGGAACUUGGGGCAAUGCCCCUGGAAUACUCCAGGACUGCUCUGUCCCAUCCAGGGCUGGGGUCCUGCACGUGUGUGUGACAUGUCUGGUUCCCAUGCUAACUGCCCAUGUGCCCAGUGGAAGAGAGUACACCAGCAGGUCAGAGCGUCCUGAGCUGGCAGUUUAGUGGCGCUCCUUGGAUCGCAGAGCAGAGUUCAUACCUGCCGUCCGGCAUCCUGCAUGCCUAGCUUGAUUUUCCCCCUUGGAUAGUUUAUCUGUCCCUUCCUUCUCUCUCUGUGUCGUUCCCUCUCCCUUUCCACUGCCUGGCUUGUCCAGUUGUGCUCUCUGUCCUUUGUGUACUUCUGACACUUCUAUCACAUUUCACAAAGACUACGGAAAAUGUCCCUCUGCGCAGUUUCAGGGCGUGACCCCCGCAACAUCCACUAGAGACCUUGGGAUGGCAGAGGGAGUGAGGCAGUGGGGUGGGGGUGAGCUGCCCCAGGGUCUGCCCCCGGGGAGGACAGGGGGCUCCAGGCGCUGCCAGGGAACUGGCAUGGAGGAGGAUUCCCUGGACCUGAAGGCCAUCGAGUCUCGGGACAGGGUGUGCCUGUGCCUGCCCCCUUCCUAAGGUCCCCCAGCCCUUCCCCCCCAGCUCCUUACGGGCAGCCACUCCCAACCCUGACUCCUCUUUUCUUUCUCCAGGGCCUGUGUCCAAGCUCUUCCUGACCCAGGUCCACACCACUUUGGGGGGCACUGGUGGUGCAGCCCAAGCCCCUGCCCCCACCCCCACAUCACAGAGGAGUAUUUUUGGCAACUUUCCCGAGAAUAAAACCUUCCAUCUUUCAUUUUUCUGACUGUGGAUGACGGUGACUAGCCUGGUGUCCUCUCUGGAGGGUGGCCUUGCCUGCCCCAUUUGGAUGGGGGGCCUCCUGGUCCUUCCUCGGGCCACCACCCCAAGUUCAGCCUCCUAGAGCCACUGCCCAGAGCCACCCUGGCCGACCCUCGGCAGAGAAUUGCACCAACCUUCCCUUCUCCAUCAUACUCGCCAGUGCCCUGAGCUGCCCCAGGGCUGUGUGGCGGCAGGUCGGGGUCUGUGGGCGGGGUCGUGACGUGCCCAGCGUUACAGUGACGCCUCAACUCUCUGGCUCCCCACCCAGGAGGCUGUACUUCUUGGGUGCUGUACACAAGUAUGAGGGCCUCAACCACCAUCACUUCCCCAGAGGCAGGAAAGGGAGGUGUGGCCCGGGCUCCGCAAACAGGGAGCUGUGGGCUCCAGGGGAAGCACUCACUGCCAGCCUCGUCUCCCGAAGCCCCGACACGUGGGCACCCACAGGCACCAGGGAGCAAUGCUGCCCCUCUAAUCAAUCCCCAUUGAGCCCUUCAAAGCUGUCUUCCCAGCCAUUUCGCAGGUUGCCUGACUUGGUUCCUGCAGCCAAGGUUGUGAAGAGUGAGACCCAGGUAGGUCACCCUUUUUGUCACCGUUUGCAUUCUGAUAGGCCUUCUCGGUGCUCUGGAAGGGAGGGAACCACACAGUCCCAACUGCAGUCAGGCGGGUGCAAUCCCGGAAGAUGGCAGUCUCGUCCCCCAUGGGGGUGGGGAAGCCGGCCUUUGGCAGAAUCCUCUCCAAGGACAGUGGCAGCACUCCCCUCCCCAUCUCAGCGCCAGGGGGUGGGCCUGCA
Molecule: messenger RNA, 6079 nt
Organism: Rhinolophus ferrumequinum (greater horseshoe bat)
Lineage: Eukaryota; Metazoa; Chordata; Mammalia; Chiroptera; Rhinolophidae
Gene: C15H16orf96
Product: chromosome 15 C16orf96 homolog
Source: RefSeq, a predicted model, not a curated record